CUCACCGAAGCACUCCGCACAUAUUUUUAAAAUUAUUGUAUAUUUUCAUCAUUUCAAUCGUUUUUUCGAAAUUAGUUUUCAGAGAAAUUCAAGAAAUGUAAUCGAAGACAGAUCGACAUUUGCGCUGUCUAAUCAGUUUUAUCAUUUCGACAGAAUUAUAAAAGAAGAAAGCCAUCAUGUUCGCCGGAUUUUGCAAAAGUAAGCGGCCAUCAUUUUUAUAGUCUGUACAACAUAAAAGCACGACCCUCUUACUGCAAAGUUUCUGUGCGGCGGCUGAGUAUCUACUUGAUGAAAACCCGAGGAGCGUCAUCUUUUUGGUAAAUGAACUCACAAGGCCAUCUUAUCUUGGAGUCUACGUUUGUGAAAUAAAAACAAAACCUGAAAAAACCGCGAAGAAAAAAAGUUAUAAUUUAGUGAUUAACUUUUCCAGUUUUCCCAUUGAUUAGAAAAUUAAGCAUCAUAUUUUUUGCAUCGUUGAUUCAUGUACAUUCGUGAAAAUUGCGUAAAUGCGAACAGUGAUUGUAAUGUCAUAUCUGUUACAAUAACUGACGUUGAAGUGUCAUAACCGACACGAAUCAUCAGUCAUCACUAUCCUUAUCAAUAUCUUCUCGAGAGAAUUCCCAAUUACCAGUGGGAAAAGAUGGCAUCUAGUAAUUUAGAUGAUUUGAUGCCUCGUCCGCUGCUCAAGCCAUCUCCAAUGGAAGAAAUAUGCGCCAGACCAGAAGUUCCAGAAGUAUCAUUAGUUUUUGACUGCGCUUCUGGUAAAUCAAAUAAGAUCAACUCGCCUUUGGCCCAUCAAAGCAGAAGCUUCCAACAAUCCGCUUCCUUACUGGAUACCAACGAUUUUAUUUUGGAGCGUCACUAUCAAUCGCUUUCGAGUAGUAAAUCGCCAACUCCUUCUUCACUCGCGAAUACCGCCUUGAGAACACCUCUGAAACUGGACGACCGUGGUGUAUUCGCUGCGAAAAAAGUUUCAUUUUCACCACACGGGCUAAAAAAUGACUCGAAUACUUUGGAACUAAAUGCUACAGAAACACAUCACCAUAAAAAUGAAAAUGCGGUUUGUCCCUGUAAUCACGAAACCAUUGUUGGCCUGCAACAUCAUCACAAUCCCAAGUGUACAUCGGAUGAAAGAAAAGCUUGUCAUUGUACUUCUUGCUCGAACGAUAGCCUUGAUUAUUCUUGGGAACAUUCUACCUCCAUUCAGCGUAUAUUGAAAAAUUUCGAACGAAAAAUGAACACUAAAGUUUCAUACGACGAUUUGCAAAAAACUGAAUUAAAAAUCGAAAAUAUUCUACUGAAGCAUAAAUGUAAAUACGAUAAAUUAGGAGAAAAUUGCAUUACAAGAGACGAAUUUAACCGAGUUAUCAAAAAUUACGAAAGUCAGAUUAAUUUAUUACAAUUACGAGUCGAAGAACUGACGCAGAAAUUAUCGUAUUCGUCCCAUUUCAUUGGUUCUUCGUGUAAUAAUGAAAUGAAAAAAUGUAACUACACAGAUGACCUCAUUCCUGGAAGAAGUCCUUCGACUCCAGUAAUUAACGCUGUUAAAUGCCCGAACCAUGAAUGCUGUUCCUCUAAUCGAAUUCCAAAUGGAAACAUUUUAGCGAAUGGUAAACAUUACGUGAACGACGAUGCUGUGAUACCCACCAAUAAUUACCCUCAAUUUAAUGGCCAGCCUGCCAAAUUGUAUAAUCAAAUAUUGCAACAAACGAAAAGUCAUUCAGAUUGUUGCCGUAAUCAAGGAAAUUUUCAAAAUAUUGAUCAUCGUGAUGCUUUGCGGGAGAGACCUUUGAACUUUGAGAACCAUGUUAUGAUCCAAACAACGAAUACUCAAUCGCCACCUAAGCAAUAUGAUCAAACACCGCUCACCGUUCAGAAAUCGAACACGAAUCAACAUGUCACUCAACAAUCUCAACAUUCCUCUAAUCAGCCUCCGCAUUUGUCGCAUGAUCAUCAGUUGACAUUGAAAGAAAAAAAUGAGGAUCAAUUACUUGGUUCUGAGAAUAUUCGUGUAGACUGGACAUUUUAUAAUAAUAUUGUCGAAGAUGUAAAAAAUUUGAUGCAGAAAAAUCCCAAAUCAUUGGAUCCUAACGCUGAUACGAUUGAACUGAUUAAAAAAGCCACCGUAGAUCAACUUCAAAAAAUGGGUAUAAACUUCGAAAACCGGAAUCAAAAUGAAAAGAACUUUACAAAUGAUCAUCAAAAUAACAAAUUCAUUUCGACUAAUUUAGCUGCCUCGCCUGAUGUAAGCUUUCGUAUGAACAGUGUAGCUAUGAAAUAUGUGUCUGAAACGUCACCUGAUGUAGAAUACCAUAAUAAAAAAUCACCCGUGAACGAUGUUUCUUUUCGUAGCAAUUGCAAUAAUGUCUCGAUAGCUACUUUGCAAUACAUGGAACGAUAUCAAUUAUUGCCCAACAGCGAUCAACGAUAUGGAGGAAAUUCUAUCGGGUUUAAUAAACAUGAACAGCACGUUGCGCAAGAACAUCGUCAUAGGACUCUCAAGCCAAAUCAGAACAAUGACAAAAGUUUUAUAUACUGAAAGAAGAUGACGCAACAUUGAGCUGCAUUUGAUGUGCCAGUUGUUUCGUUUCAUAUUUUAAAAUUUUGUCUGAAUAGUGUAAUUAUUGUUUACUAAAAUAUCGAAUUAUAAAACUUGGUAAUUGCAGCAAAUUGGUUUUAGAUUUUCGACUAUCAUUAAUAUCUGAUCAUUUAAUUAGGAUUUCAAAAACGUAAUAUGGUCGAUAAGAAGAUUGCUUUCUGGACGAGAUGUUGUGUCUAUCUAUAUGUAUUUUUCAGAAAUACACACGCGUCAAAAUCAGAAGAAAUGGACGAAGUAUCUCUCCGACUAGAUAAAAAUAGCAUUUCAGAGGGGUCGAUUUUCUACUGAUGAUUUUUUUCAAAAUACGAGCAAUUAUUUUUAAUGAUUCGCUAUCACAAAAUACUUAGAGAUCUUCGUUAAAAGAAUCAAGUUUUAUCUAAUACUGAUUUUGACGCGUUUCCCGUUAGAGAUAACUCAAAUCAACUAACCUUUGAACCUUGACAAUCAAAACACGCUGAAAAAUUCUUAAUUAUUAAGAAGGAAUUAAAAUCGAAAUUAUAAAACAAUAACAUACGAUGGUGUAUUUCGCUUUCCAAGUAAAUUUAAUAACAUUUGUGAAAACACACAUCGAGACAAAAUCUGACACACUUCAAAUGUAUUCAAAAAGAAACCCUCACUUCAGCUCUGCUAUUUUUAGAUAAACGCGAAUAGGUGAACUUCGAGAAAAAUUUUAAACGAAAUAAUAUUAUCAACAAGAAAAAUAUUUUAGCGGAAAUUCUACUCUUAAUAAAGAGACUAGACAGUAAAACUUUCUCCACAGCCACAGGUACCUUUAAUAUUCGGAUUGUUGAAAACGAAUUCCGAUGCUAAUUUCGUCUCCACGUAAUCCAUUUCAGUCCCAAGUAAUGUUAAUUGAGCUUUCGCAUCAAUUAAAACACGAACGCCUGUGCACAAAAUAUCAAUGAAGCUACGCUCGGACGAAUAAGAAAUAAUUAUUCAAAGUACCUUACCAUCUUGUAUAACUUCUUCGUCAAGUUUUCCCUUUUCUUUGACAUAAUCCAAAGUAUAACUGAGCCCAUUACAUCCUCGCUGCUUAACGCCGAUUUUCAAACCAAUCUACGAAAGAAAACGAGACAUGAAUUCACAUAGAUAAUACUAGUUACACUGAUGAUGAUAUUAAACUUACGUAUUCUGAUUUUCCAUCGAGUAUUUUUUUGAUUUUAUCUACAGCUGAGGGAGUC
Messenger RNA from Planococcus citri (citrus mealybug), 3780 nucleotides. RefSeq lists its product as uncharacterized. The transcript is spliced from 8 exons. The record is from RefSeq and is a predicted model, not a curated record. NCBI's taxonomy places the organism in Eukaryota, Metazoa, Arthropoda, Insecta, Hemiptera, Pseudococcidae. Bases 641 to 2539 code for a protein of 632 amino acids.